Tachyglossus aculeatus (Australian echidna) is the source of this 1627-nucleotide messenger RNA. RefSeq names its product T-cell-specific guanine nucleotide triphosphate-binding protein 2-like. Bases 11 to 1291 code for a protein of 426 amino acids. Gene Ontology annotation, molecular function: GTPase activity; GTP binding. The transcript has a single exon. Gene Ontology annotation, cellular component: membrane. Lineage: Eukaryota; Metazoa; Chordata; Mammalia; Monotremata; Tachyglossidae. The record is from RefSeq and is a predicted model, not a curated record.
UGCCAGAGCCAUGGCUCACUCAAGCUCUUCUGGUUUGGUACCAUCCAGUGACAUUUCACAGUUCGUCCAGAACUCGCUCCAAAAAUUUGUUCCCUACUACGAGGAGAUGUUGAAGAACGAUCAGGGAAUCCUGACCCAGGAAGAUGUCACUGAUAUCCAGAAGGCACUGGAAAAGUGGAAACUGGGGGAGGCAGCUUCCAAGAUCGAAGAGAAAUUGGAGGCUGCUGACAAGGCUUCGUUGAACAUCGCCGUGACGGGAGAGGCCGGGUCAGGGAAAUCCACGUUCAUCAAUGCCGUGAGGGGGCUGGGGGAUGAGGAGGAGGGCUCAGCUCCCACUGGGGCGGUGGAGACCACCAUGGAGCCGAUCCCCUACCAGCACCCCAAGUUUCCCAACGUGACGCUGUGGGACCUGCCGGGCAUCGGGACCCCCGACUUCCAGCCGGAAGAAUAUCUGAGAAAGGUGGCAUUCGAACGCUACGACUUUUUGAUCAUCAUCUCCUCUGAGCCGUUCAAAUCCAGCCACGUGGACCUGGCCAGAGAAAUCCAGCGGAUGGAAAAGAAGUUCUACUUUGUCCAAACCAAGACCGACCUAGACCUGGCUAGCGCCAAGAAGGGAAACCCCGGUUCUUACAAUGAAGAGUCACUGCUGCAGCUAAUCCGGGAUGACUGCCUGGAGAGCUUGAAGAAAGGGAGCGUGAGUCACCCUCGGGUCUUCUUGAUCUCCAACUUUGAUAUGGGUCUGUACGACUUCCGACACCUGGAGGACACGCUGGUGAGGGAGCUUCCGGCUCACCAGCGUCACACCCUCAGACUGGCCCUGCCCAGUGUCACUGAAGAAGCCAUCGAGAAGAAGAAGCUCACCCUGCAGGAGAAGAUUGGGCUGGAGGCCACAAAGGAGUGUCUUCGGGCUCCUUUCUCAGGCUUCUUUUCCCCUAAUAACCGGGAAGAGCUGGAGAAAUGUCUGCCCCAUUACCGCAGCCUCCUCGGGGUGGAUGAUGCGUCCCUCAUCAAGUUGGCCAAGAAAGAAGGCAGGGAGGUGCAGGACCUCAAGGCCUCUCUCAAGUCCUACGAUACGGAGACGGUUCUGAAGAAUAAUGAUGCUUUGCCCAGCCUGGUGAACAACGUGAAGGAGAAGAUCAGAACCUCCCUCAGCUGCAUCUCUUUCUUUGGAAAUCUCCUGAGUACCAUUGUCGUUUCUAGAACCCAGAUCUAUACUCUGCAGUGGCAUGCCCUAGACACGGUGGCUGAAGAUGCCAAACUUCUCCUUAAGAAAACACAGAGCACAGGCUGAGCCAGCUAAGAAGCAGGAGUCUCAUGGGAGACUCAGCAGGCAUUCAUCCUCAGGCCUGGAAUUCCCUCGCACUUCGUAUCUGACGGUCCACUGCCCUCCCACCUUCGAAACCCUCCGAAAAUCACAUCUCCUUCAAGAGACCUUUCCUGACUAAGCCAUUUCCCCUCUCUGGGCUCCCCUCUGAAGCAGCUAUGCACUUGACUGUGUACCCCUUAAGCACUUUGAACUCACCCCCACCCCAGAACACUCGUGUCUAUGCCCUCAUACUCUAUUAUUUCCCCUCUCUGUAAUCGAUUUGAAUGUCUGUCUCCCACCGUGGUCUGUGAGCUCCUUGUG